This is a messenger RNA of Zophobas morio, 3906 nucleotides long. RefSeq lists its product as uncharacterized. The record is from RefSeq and is a predicted model, not a curated record. The transcript is spliced from 13 exons. Lineage: Eukaryota; Metazoa; Arthropoda; Insecta; Coleoptera; Tenebrionidae. Gene Ontology annotation, molecular function: serine hydrolase activity. Bases 409 to 3861 code for a protein of 1150 amino acids.
UUUCGAUAAUUGUUGUAUGAGUAAUAUUCGCUGGUUGAUGAACCCGUCAAAAACCAGAAAUUAAUAACACACAAUGGGCUCAAAUAUACAAAAAGACCAAGUUCAAACCGUGAAAAUACAUAUAAACCAAUAACAAUGAGGCUACUCAAUGACGUCAUCAUGUCCCAUGAACUUUGUGACGUCAAGGAUAGUACAACACUAUUCACUUAUAAUGUACAACUGAUAUAUUGUUUACUUCCAAUUAUAAGUAUUUUUUUCCAAAUUAAUGACAAAAUCACGUUUUGUACAUCGCACUAAGUAAACACUAGUGUGAUUUAAAAAUAAAAAUAGCAGUAUUUGUUUGACCAUUGACUACUAGGUAACCAGUUUAGUUUUGCGUGUCAAACAAUACUUGCUAUUGUAUAAAGAAUGGCUCAACCUGAAGUUACAAUCCAACAAGGAACCCUGCGUGGUUCUACAGCCACUGAUCUCCGUGGCAACACCUUCCUUAAAUUCCAAGGAAUUCCAUAUGCCAAACCACCACUGGGCGAUCUUAGAUUCAAGGCCCCUGUUCCUCCCGAAAAAUGGACCGGGGUUUUCGACGCCACCAAAGAAGGCAGCAUCUGCUACCACGUUAUCAAACAAGGCAUCCUCGUGGGUACCGAAAACUGCUUAGUUCUGAACGUCUACACGAAAAAACUCCCCAAAGACCAGAAAGAUCUGCGUCCGGUCAUGUUCUGGAUCCACGGUGGGGCGUUCGUUUGGGGGCACGGCGGCGAAGACCUCUACAGUCCCGAUUACCUGAUCACGGAAGACGUGGUUGUGGUUACCAUCAAUUAUCGUCUUGGUCUUUUCGGGUUUGUCAGUUUUGACGAUCCGUCUUUGGAAAUACCAGGGAACGCCGGUUUGAAAGACCAAGUCAUGGCUUUAAGAUGGGUCCAGGAGAAUAUCGACAUGUUUGGUGGGGAUCCUAAUAAUGUAACUAUUUUUGGUCAGAGCGUUGGUGGUGCUUCAGUCCAUUUGAUGGUACUGUCACCUUUAGCGAAGGGGCUUUUCCAUAAAGCUAUAGCGCAAAGUGGGUGUGCUACAUGUCCAUGGGUUCGAGCGAGCAAAGGGGCGAAACGUGUGGCUGAAGUAAUGGGUCUUGAAGGGACAGACGAUAAAACUGUUUAUGACAAUCUAGUAAAGAAAUCAACCGAAGAGGUUCUAGAAAUUCAAAAUAAAAUGGACGAGGAAAUCAUACCUUACAAACCGAGGUAUGUAGGUUUUGUCAUAGAAACAAACUCGAAAGAACCGUUCCUGGUAGAAGAACCCGUUAAAAUUAUGAUGUCUGGCAAAUUCAACCAGGUACCAUUUAUAAUAGGGCACACUACUUUAGAGGGCGCUAUUCUUGACAUGUUGAAAAUACAAACUCAAGCUGAAGCCCCAGAUUUCGAAAAACUCAUUCCAUGGUCGUUUGGUUAUGAAGUGGGUUCUCCUGAAUCCAAAACUGUGGCUACCAAGAUGAAAAAAUUUUACUUUGGCGACGAAGAAUAUUCCCGGAAGCUUCUAAGAAACAAAUACGAGGUUUUGUCUGAUAUUUACUGCAUUUAUGACGUUUAUAUUACAACAAUCAUUCAAUCCGCCGUUUCUAAAGCACCUACUUACUUCUACAGGAUGUCAGUCGAGACCAAGCUAAAUUUCUUAAAAACGCAUCUGAAGAUUCAAAUUCCAGGUGUUUGUCAUUGUGAUGAUCUUGGAUACCUUUUUAAGCAUUUUGCCACUCCGGAAAUAGUGCCUGGUAGUGUUGAAGACGUCUGUCUUAAUCGGUUUGUCAAGUUGUGGACCAAUUUUGCCAAAUUUGGAAAUCCGACUCCUGAUACAAAUGACGAUUCGCUGAAAGUGGUGUGGAAACCUGUAACGGAUGCCAGUGUGGAUUUUCUUGAAAUUGGGAAAGAAUUAGAAGCCAAGUCAAAUCCGGUGACUGAAAGAUUGCUGCUCUGGAAACGCGUGUUUGAUGAGAGUCCAACUGGCAAGGAACGGAAUGUUGCUAAGAUGAAGGGCUCCAGAAUCAAUGACCCUAGUGAGCUAGUUUACGUAGCAGCGCUAUAUUCCGGUCCUUCUUCAUUACGAAAAACAAGUUUGGCAGCUCUCGCAUUGUCUAGUAGAACGGUACUUUUGGUCACUCUGGGACAACUUCGGCGUGUGUUGCUGAAAAUGGUCGAUCACUAUGUGGUUUCUGCAAGCUUGGCCGCCACAAUUUUACCCCUGGUGAUUUUUCUGAACGCAGUUCAUAGUCUGGCUCACCCUGAAGUUACAAUCCAUCAAGGGACGUUGCGUGGUUCUACAGGUACUGAUCUUCGUGGCAACCCCUUCCUGAAAUUUCAAGGAAUUCCGUACGCCAAACCUCCACUGGGCGACCUGAGGUUCAAGGCACCCGAUCCUCCCGAAAAAUGGACCGGGGUUUUCGAUGCCACCAAAGAAGGCAGCAUUUGCCACCAACAAGACGUUUUCGAAUUGGGCGACUAUAGUGGAAGUGAAAACUGCUUGUUUUUGAACGUCUACACGAAAAAGCUUCCCGAAGACGAAAAAGAUUUGCGUCCCGUCAUGUUCUGGAUCCAUGGUGGAGUGUUCAUUUUGCAGCACGGCGGUGAAGAACUCCACAGUCCCGAUUUCCUGAUUACCGAAGACGUGGUGGUGGUUACCAUCAAUUAUCGUCUUGGCCUUUUAGGGUUUAUCAGUUUUGACGAUCCUUCUUUAGACAUACCCGGGAACGCGGGUUUUAAGGACCAAGUCAUGGCUUUAAAAUGGGUCCAGGAGAAUAUUGACAAGUUUGGUGGAGAUCCUAACGAUGUUACGAUCUUCGGGCAGAGCGCUGGUGCGGUUUCAGUCCAUUUGAUGGUACUGUCGCCUCUAGCAAAGGGUCUUUUCCAUAAAGCUAUAGCCCAGAGUGGAAGUGCUAUAAAUCCAUGGGUUCAAGCUCGCAAAGGGGUAAAACGCGUGGCAGAAGUAAUGGGUCUUAAAGACGCAGACGACAAAACCGUCUUUGACGCUCUAACGAACAAAUCAAAAGAAGAGAUUUUAGAAAUUCAAGAAAAAAUGGACGACGAUAUAAUACCCUAUAAACCCAGACAGGUGGGUUUAGUCAUUGAAACAAACUCGAAAGAAUCGUUUAUGUUUGAACAACCUAUUACUAUUAUGAUGUCUGGGAACUUCAGCCACGUACCCUUUUUGACUGGGUACACUUCUCUAGAGGGCGCUACUCUCGACCUGGUGGUCAAAUCUGAGGUCCUAGAUUUCGAGAAACUUAUUCCAUGGUCCCUUGGUUAUAAAAUCGGUUCUCCUGAAUCUAAAGCCGUUGCUGCAAAAUUGAAGAAAUUUUACUUUGGUGACGAAGAAUACUCCCGGAAUUUUUUAAAACAAAAAUACGACGCUUUGUCUGAUAUUUACUUCCUUUAUGGUAUUUAUGAUACAAUAAUGACUCAAUCCGCUGUUUCCAAAGCUCCCAUUUAUCUGUACUGGAUGACUCUCGAAACCAAGCUGAACUUGUUUAAAAUGCUUCUAGGCGUUAGGAUACCAGGUGUUUGUCAUUGUGAUGAUGUUUUUUACCUUUUCAAGAAUUUUGGCACUCCGAAAAUAGUACCUGGUAGUGUUGAAGACAUCGGUGUAACUAGGUUUGUCAGGUUAUGGACCAAUUUUGCCAAAUUUGGAAAUCCGACUCCUGAUAAGAAUGACGAUUUGCUGAAAGUGGUGUGGAAACCCAUCACGGAUCGUAAUAUGGAUUGUCUUGAAAUUGGGAAAGAAUUACAAGCCAGGUCAAAACCGGUGACGGAAAGUCUGCUGCUCUGGAAACAAGUGUUUGCUGAAAGUCCAGCUGGAAAGAAACAGAAUGAUGCUGUUUGAAGGGAUCCAAAUAAAUGUCUUUACAACACAUACAUGAUUGAAAAA